UGAAAAUGACAUAAAUUUAUAAUCUUCAUCUAUGACCUUAUAAUCCAAUAUUUUAUUGGAGUUGAUAGCGUUGGGCAUAGACUACUGCGUUUGGUAUUUCUUAUGUUUUUGAAGGCAGUUCUUAAUAGAGUCAUUAUUCAAUUUAAGGCCAAGUAAGCUCGCCUGAAAACAGGAACAAGUCAUGAAAAUCUAGUGAGAGCAGUGAUAAAUCGAAACAGAUCUGUUUUUCCUCAAUCAAACAAAAGCCUUCCACCUAUUGAAGGUAUUCUCGCUGGAAAUCGACUUCUUAUUGCUACCAUUUCAUCUCUUCCGGUGUAUAUACCUUUGUCAACAAUGGAAUUCUAGGAGGAAUCAACAAUGAUUUUCACUCUUUACUAUAUGUACGCCACUCUUCUGCAAUGGUGGCGAUUGGGCACCCUCAGAAACAAACUGAACGGGACUUUGAACUCGAAAAAUGCCCUUUUGCUUAGCAGGAGUAAACUGGUUCACUCUACCAAAAGACAAAGAAGCAUCGAGAGCCUAUUAUUCCACGUUGGAGAUAGAAUAGCUUGUACUAUCGUUCCGAAGCAAACGAUAUGUCUAGCGCACUGGGUCUUAUUUCCAAAAGAUCCAAAAUGCUUUCCAAUACAUAUUGAGUACAAAAAUACGAAUUUGAAGCCACCAUACAUUCACUUAGUUAUCAAAAGUUUUCUUGAAUAUUAUAGACAUGAAAGUGAAACAAUACAGAUUGAAAAUUUUGGUCAACUUAUGGCGUGGAAGGCAACUUCUAACAAAUUCGAAGUUAUAUUGAAAACAGAUAUGGAGAAUAUGACAAAAUUAAUACAAUGCUACUACAAUAGUAUAAUCGACAUCAAUCAUGAUCUUGAAAUGAUUGAAUUAGAAACUAUAAAUAUAGACGGUAGCGCAAGUAGAAUCCAAUAUGGUAGAAAGUAUUCUACUGCUGAAACUCUGAAGUUCUCUUAUGCUCCAGUACAUUGGAAGAAGUUUGUCGGAGAAUUGAAGGAUCUGUAUUCAAAAAUACGUGAAAAUUCUACUCCUAAAAUCAAAAUAGAAAAUGGAAGUGGUAAAGUUGAUGAUCACAAAAAAGUUCCUGUUUAUGAAGUUAAACCAAUGAAGAAGGAAAGUAAGAAAAGUGAAGAUAAACAUACUCUAGAAGUCGGCGGAAGCGAUCAUAGACGUCAUAAAACUUCAGAUAAAAAGGAAAAACUCGUUGAAGAUAAAUACAAAAUUGAGAAAAAAGCCAAAGACGAAGCUUCCAAAGUAAAAGAACAAAAGACUGAACAUCCGAGAUCUAAAGCUAAAAUAAUCACAUCAAAGUCUGAAGUAGCUCAUAAAAGUAGUGACAAACGAGAAGAACUCGAAAAUAAAUUAGAAACUAAAGUAUUAGAAUCUGUUGAAAAAAAUAAAGGUAGUGCUCAUAGUACAACAGUAUCAAAAGAUAUCCGAACAGAAUCUGAACGUGGAAGAAGCAAAGAAAAAUCUUCUUCAUCAAAAGAGGUGAAGAAUAAAAGCAAAAGUAGAGAUAGGGAAUUGGAAGGUGAUAGAAAAGAAAGAGAAAAGAGGCAUGAUAGUAAAUUAAGAAAAAAUGAUGGAAAAGCAAAUAUAUCAAAAUUAGAAGAUGAGAAGAAUGAUUUACCUGAUAAUAAUAUAGAUGAUAAAAAAGAAAUUGAUUCAUCAGCAACAAAGAUAACUAGUGAGAAAACUUGUGAUGGUGAUAAAUCAUUAACUGAAGUGAAGAAUGCAGGAGAGAUAUCAAAAUGUGAGUUACAGAAAAGUGAUAUUCCCUGUAAAUCUAAAAAAAUUAACACAUUUGCAAAUAUAGAGAAUAGAAUCAUGUCUUCACAAGGUUCGAAGCCACCAAAUAUCCUUGUAUAUGCUGAUAGUAUAUCAGCUAAAGAAAAUGUUAAAGCAGUUCUUAAGUCUGUCAUCAAUGAUGAAAAGUAUAUUGUCUAUGAUCUUCCUACGAAUAUCUCAGCAUAUCCUGUUUGGUGUGAUUCUACUUCUUUAGUUGUUAUUUGUGGUGCAACAACUCCCGAUAUAACUUCUCAUCUUCUUCAUUAUUUAGUUCAUGGCGGUCAACUUCUUUGCUUAUGCAGCGAUCUACUCAAUAGUUUACUAACAGUUUUUUCGACAGCUGAAGUCAGAGAACAUGAAUUAGUUAGAUUUUCUUAUGGAGAAUGGAAAAGGGUGAAGAUGAUGCAUCAUAUAUUCUGUUAUCAAGCUUCUCCUGCCAAAAAACAGUUUUCUCAAGGUUCCAUUGAAUCUAAUAAUCACAGUAAUGGAUCCAGUCCUAUAGCUCCUAGAACACCAUCCAUUGCAGAAAUUCAACAUAAUGGUGAGAAAUACACUCUUCAAGUACAAGUGUUAGGUACUGAAGAAACAUGGCAAACACCUAGUUUGCUGUUGGCAAAUGUAAAAGGAUCCAGAGGAAGGGCUAUCUUUUCUCAGGUUCAUCUGGAAAUAGAUCCCCUUCAAUACGAAGGAGAUGAGAGUAAAUUCACUGCUUUGAAAGAUAGUAACCAAGCACGACUGGAAAUACUCACCGACAUAUUGAGGAAUCGCUUGGACAUCGAUUGUACAAAGACAUCAACCCAAAUAACUUAUACCCCUGCUUAUUUCUUAGGAAGACAUGAUCUCAAAAUGGAACUACUUAAUCAGUGCCAAGAAGUAAAAAAUAAAACAAUAGAUUGUGGACAUAUCACUAUGGUAUUUUGUGAAAAAAACGUUGAUCCAGGCAUUGCAACAGCAACAAGAUUACCUAUUAUGGUGUAUGCAUGUCCUUCUUUAUUUUCUACGGUGGAAUAUUUUUCAACUCUAUCUACCGAAUGCAUUGGAAGGUUAGUUAUAUACGCUGAUGUUCUGAUGAGUUCUCAGUAUCUAUUGAGCAAAACAAUAAGGCAUGGUUUAGUUGUAAUUCCUAGGCAACAAACUUCAGGUAUUGGGCGUUCUAAUAACACUUGGUUGAGUCCAGUUGGAAGCGCUUGUUUUUCUUUGCAACUACAUAUCCCACUCAGUUCUCCCUUAGGAAGAAUGUUAACAAUUGUCCAACAUAUGGUUAUUGUAGCUAUCGUUGAAGCAAUUAAGAAAAAUCCGGGUUAUGAAGGAUUAGAUAUUGGUAUAAAAUGGCCUAAUGAUAUUUAUAUACGUAAAUCCGUAAAAAUUGGUGGUCUUAUAGUAAAUUCUACUACUGGAAAUAAGAUGUCAGUUUUAAAUAUAGGUUGUGGUAUAAAUUUGAACAACAAUGAGCCGACCAUGUGUUUAAAUAACUACAUAAUGGAAUACAAUAAAGAGAAUAAUACGGCACUAAAACCCUUAUCCCAAGAAAAAUAUUUUGCCAUGGUAUUUAAUGAGAUUGAAAAUUUAUAUGAUGUGAUUCAAAAUGAUAAUGUCGAAGUCUUCUUUGAUCUUUAUUAUAAACAUUGGAUUCAUAUGGAUUCCAAAAUAACAAUACAAACAGAAGAUGAACUUACACAAAAUGCAACUAUAAUAGGAAUAGAUGACUUUGGUUUCUUGAAAGUUAGACAAGAAAACGGUGAAAUUUGUGUUGUACAACCUGAUGGAAACACAUUUGACAUGAUAAAAGGCCUAAUAGCACCAAAGCCAAAAUAUAAGGGUUAAAACAUUCCAUUUUACCGUCGUUUCAAAAAAAUUUUAUAAUCAGAAGUGAAGUGUUCAAAAUUGUAUAUGUAAUAUUCAAUAUCAUCAUUUUUUUCUCUAAGGUUGUUGGAUUGUCAAAAAUUUAUUGAAUGUUUAUACUUAUUGUUAUAUUUUUAUUUUUCAUAUGUAAUGUGCUCAUGUGGGCUUGUUUUUGAAGAAGAAAUUGAUGUAUUUGAUUUAAUGGAGAAUAAUAAACUUUUCUCAGAAGA
Harmonia axyridis is the source of this 3866-nucleotide messenger RNA. RefSeq lists its product as uncharacterized. The transcript is spliced from 18 exons. The record is from RefSeq and is a predicted model, not a curated record. Gene Ontology annotation, biological process: protein modification process. Gene Ontology annotation, molecular function: biotin--[biotin carboxyl-carrier protein] ligase activity. The coding region runs from base 358 to 3618 and encodes 1086 amino acids. Gene Ontology annotation, cellular component: cytoplasm. NCBI's taxonomy places the organism in Eukaryota, Metazoa, Arthropoda, Insecta, Coleoptera, Coccinellidae.